UGUGUGUGUGUGUGUGUGUGUGUAGGAGAGCAGGAGGAGAGAGAGAGAGAGAGGACACUCCCAGUCAGAGAAUCAGUGGAAGUGCAGCACCCACUUCUCUUCAGAGCGGGAAGUCACUCACAUCAGCAUCCUAACUGCAGGUUGAGUUUCGCAGCUCGGAGGAACGCCAGGAUGUUCUACUUUCACUGUCCACCUCAGCUGGACGCAGAGUGCUGUCGCUCCAACACAUUGAAUUCAAGCGGCUUUGGCAACCACGCCCCAGCUGAUUUUGAUGAUGGAUUUCUACGCAGAAAACAGCGCAGAAACAGAACAACAUUUACUUUGCAACAGUUGGAGGCGUUGGAGGCCGUCUUCGCCCAGACUCACUACCCGGACGUGUUCACCCGGGAGGAGCUGGCCAUGAAGAUCAACCUGACCGAGGCCAGGGUGCAGGUUUGGUUUCAGAACCGUAGAGCAAAGUGGAGGAAGACGGAGCGAGGGAGCGCAGACCCUGAAGGAGGAAAAGAGCAGAUGAGGGAUGGCAGUCCUCCAUCUCGCAACAUCAACUCUCAGUCCCCAGUGGACCACAGCAGAAAGCAGAAAGAACCACUGGAGAUGCAGCAGAGUAUCAACAGGACAGUGGGUCCAAGUGGUCCGUUCUUCCCAUCCUGUAUACCAGGCACACUCCUCAACUCUGCCACCUACGCCCAGGCCCUCUCACAGGUCGCCACACUGAAAGGGAAUGGCUUGUGUUCCUGCUGUGUUUCUGACCCCAUGGGCUUGUCCUUCCUGCCGCCCUACGGUUGUCAGGGAAACCGCACAGCCAGUGUGGCCGCCUUGCGCAUGAAGGCUCGUGAGCAUUCUGAGGCUGUGCUGCAGUCUGCCAACCUGCUCGGUGGGCCCGGCGUGGGAGUCCUGUCUGGAGCCGGCAUGGGCGCAGCUGGGGUGGUGAGGCCGACGGUGGGACCCGCCAUGGAGGUGCCCGUCACUUUGGGAAGAGGGGGAGACAGCUCCAGUCCUAGCACGGUCACCAAGGUCCCAGCCCUGGGCAGCAGUCCUGACAAACACCCUCACUGCUCCAAGGAACCACUGGAGAAAAAGUGAAGUGCUGGACAAAAAAAAUGGAUGUACUGAUACUCUAAAUCUGUGUGAUCGUGCCUGUUAUUACUACUCCACUCUACUCUGGUCCUACGAGCACCUAAGCACAAAUACUGACUGACUCAAGCAACAGCCGGGAAAAGACUUUGCUGAUAUCACAUUGUAUGGAUGCAAAGAUUACAAUAUUUAUUUGACAGUAAAUUAUUGUUGUUUGUGAGAAAUGCUGAAUAUCUGGGGCCUUGUUGUCCCCGUAGAAGCACAAGUGUUGUUUGGGAUCUUCACGCACUCUUGGACUCUAUUUGAUGGACUAAGAUAGAUACAACAUGUGUGCAACAAAGACCUACUUGAUAAUGUGAAUUUAUGUAACCCUAAUACAGUUCCUCUCAUUUUCAUAAAGACGACCGAUGCUUACAUUGUGAAUGUUAAUGCAUGUAAACUGUAAGUGUACAACUGAUGGCAGGACAGUGAGGCUUUUUGGAGGAUUUUGGCAAUAUAAUGUUUAUGCCAUCAGGUCAUUAAAGGGGUCAAACAAUCUCCUAUUCUUUUGAGUUUAAAGUGAACAUGCACUUUAAUAUUUAUCAGCCAUUUUCAGUGUAAAUGUGUACAUGUGCCAGAAUACAGUAUGUUUAUGUGUGAACCCCGGGCAGGCUGAAGCGGACCCAGUGACAGAGCGGUAGUUGUCCCUUCCACUCUGUUAGCACAUCUGUAGAGCCAGUAGACAGGGAACACACUAGUCCUGUUGUGACAUGUUCUUUAAAACAAUUAAAGAUGUAGUUGCUCAUGUUCCUCUCCUGUUGCCUCGCGCUCCAGCCAUCUGUUCUGAUACAUUAUUUAUCAGUUUCCCUUAAAGCCGGGAGAGGAGAGCAAUUGUGACUCUUAUUAUUUAUUUACUUUUAGUAACACUCACCCUCUUCCUCUUCCUUUUCCUCUCCCUGAGCAUUUUUUAAUAAACCCUAUUAAACAUGAUACAUGCUAUUUAUUAAUGUUGAAUUGACCUUUUUUAAAUAUCAUCUCUCAUCACCUCAGGGCUCUUCAUACAGUAGUUUAUCACAGGCAAUACAUGUGUGGAUUUAUUAUUCCUAAAUAUCUCUCCUCACUCAAAUGGCUCUUGAAUAAAGGAUCAGCUGAUCAGAUUGAGAAUACUUAACCGCAGAGCACACAACCAGUAGUUGGGCUGAUUCAAUUUGCGUCCUUGAGGAUUUUCAGGAAAUUGCUUUUGAUAGUCAAUAACACAAUUAAGUAAACUACCCACACAUUAUGAUGAAUAAUUGAUAA
This is a messenger RNA of Etheostoma cragini (Arkansas darter), 2352 nucleotides long. RefSeq names its product dorsal root ganglia homeobox (gene drgx). The transcript is spliced from 7 exons. The record is from RefSeq and is a predicted model, not a curated record. Gene Ontology annotation, biological process: regulation of transcription by RNA polymerase II. The coding region runs from base 172 to 1083 and encodes 303 amino acids. NCBI's taxonomy places the organism in Eukaryota, Metazoa, Chordata, Actinopteri, Perciformes, Percidae. Gene Ontology annotation, molecular function: RNA polymerase II transcription regulatory region sequence-specific DNA binding; DNA-binding transcription factor activity, RNA polymerase II-specific.